Messenger RNA from Hippopotamus amphibius kiboko, 2476 nucleotides. It is a transcript of the gene TMEM196, whose product is annotated as transmembrane protein 196. The coding region runs from base 1 to 540 and encodes 179 amino acids. Lineage: Eukaryota; Metazoa; Chordata; Mammalia; Artiodactyla; Hippopotamidae. The transcript has 5 exons. The record is from RefSeq and is a predicted model, not a curated record.
AUGUGCACCAGCAGCCAGAUUAUUGGGAGCCUCUUGGUGCUCUCUGUGCUGGAGAUAGGGCUGGGGGUGUCCAGCGUGGCCGUGGGGGCAGUCAGCUUCAGCCUGGCCCUCCGAGAGCACAAGCCGCAGCUUGGAGACUCGUCCCCGUUUCUUCUUUGUGGCAUAUGUGGAAUAUUGUGCGCCAAAAAAAAAUCUGGACUUGUCAUGAUCCUCUUUUCUGCCUGCUGCAUCUGUGGACUCAUUGGGGGCAUCUUGAACUUUCAGUUCCUUCGGGCAGUCACGAAGAAGACCUCCUCCCUCUAUCCCCUGCAUCUCGCCUCCAUGUCUCUGGCGUGCAUCGGGAUUGGGGGCUGCACCCUCUCCUCGUGGCUCACUUGUCGGCUGGCCAGCUAUGAGCAGAGGAGGAUGUUCUCAGAGAGGGAGCACUCCCUGCAUCACUCUCACGAAAUGGCUGAGAAAAGAUUGAGGGCUAUUGAAAUAACCGACUUGCCCAGCCGCCCGGUGGUGCCCCCGACACCAGAGUUACCUACAAGGAAAUGACAGACAACAUGAGCAAUGGAGGACCACAGCUGAUAUUUAAUGGAAGAGUAUAAUCAAUGUUUUAAAGAAUUGAACAUUUUUAAAGACUUUCACGAGGCAAAGAAAUACCAAAGGACUAGGAGAUAAGUUAAAACAGUUCUUGCAUUUGCUGUUCUCUCUCCUUAGUACUUACUAAAAUUAUUCUUCUUUAAUUUUGCCUCACUUUAUUUAUUCAGCUUGUUUUUACUGGUGAAAAACUUUCCAGAAAUGUUCUAGUAUAGUAAUUUCAACCAACUUUCCAGAUUGUUCUAAAAAAGACUUCUCAGGAAAAGAAAAAAAAAAAGGAAUAGAUAAAAUAGAAAGAUUCAUAUUCUACACAACACUAUUUGACUAGCAUGAGUAUUAGAUUUGUAAUGACAUAUUUCACAUAAGUAAUUAAAAAGUGCAAAUAUCAAGAAAUAACAAUUCAUUGAUGUCUUUGUUCUGAAAGACGAUGGCUUCAAAGAAUGCCACAAUUUAAAACCUCAGCAAUGCCUUGUUAUAAAAACAUUGUAAUUAUUUUCAAUUUGUGAAUGAACUAUAUUUCAUAAUUUCUUUGUAAAUUACCAAAAAAUCUAAAACAUAAAAAAGAGGUUUUUUAAGAGAGACAAUAUUAAUCUGUAUGAUAUUUUUGCAUUUUUCCACAGAGUGAAAAGCUAUAAAUUAAUAUAAUUUAAGGAAAAUGAAUGUUUUGAUUAUACUGUGUUGAUUGAUGGGCAUGUUCAUGAAUGAGCCUAAGAAUAAAAUAAAGUAUGUGUGUGUGUGUGUAUAUACUGUAAAUAUAGAAAUAUAUACAGCACAUAAUUAUUUAUAGCAUUCAUGAAUGUAAAUAAGUGGUAGAAAAGAAAUUGUGAUGUUGUGGGGAUAUUAUCAAGAUUCUAUUCCCACAGAAAUGGGAAAGCAAUUGUUCAAGGCUUUUCUAUGCCCACAAAGUCACAUUUAAUUUCUACUAAAUUUUUUCAGUUUUCUUUAUUAUGUCUGCUGUGUGUAAAUAUCAUUGUGGCUGAUAUUUAUGGAGUUAAGUGAUCUGAAUAGUGUAGUAUCAGGACAGACUGCUUAAUUAUUUGGCUAUUUUACUGUUAUGGUAUUUAUGUAUGAAUAAUUAUUAAUAUUGAUUUAUAAACAUAACUUUAAUUCAAAUACUUCCACAUUUAUGGACAGAAUGACUUGCAAUUAUUAAUGUCAUUUGCAUUUCAAACACUUUACAGCCCAAUUACAUUACAUAAAAGGAUAGAUGAUGUAUGCCCAAAAGAUGAAGUUACAGAUAGCUUUGUUAGCAUUUAAUUUAGGUUUUUUGGUUUUGUUUUACAAUUCACAUGGAAAAAUAAAGACAGACCAUUUUUUAAGAAAGCCUAUAUCCAAAGAACCUGAAAGAGUUCUCUGUAGAAGCAAAUUAAAAGGUAGGCUUACAUUUAUAUAGCCAGAUUCAAUCUUUCUCUUCCAUAAUGGAAUGUUAAAAUAGUAACCUAUGAUACUACAUACAGGCGAGAAAAUAGCAUGGUCUCUGAAAAUAUUUAUGAGAAUAUAACUUGUGGCAACAGAUAAAGAAAAUAUAUACAUAUUAAAAUAUAUAACUCUCACUGUAUUAUACACUUUUAUUUUCCCCCCAAGCUAAUCAGUUUUCAAGUCAUUUUUUAUGAGUUACUUACUGAAUGACAGGUAAAUUAACACCUUUAAUCUCCAGUAUGAAAACUGUUAUAAUUUAGAAGCAAAAUAUAGGUUUUAAUUGUGCUAAAAAAUAAAAAUAAUGCCAGUUAAUGGAAAUCUGAAGGUCUUUUAGUUUUAGAACAACUUGAUCAUCACCUACCCUAUUUAAAUCAGCUUAUAAAAAAUCUGGUUGUAUAUGUUAAAAAGAAAUGACUGGACUGUGGUUGUUUCAUGUAGUUCUUUAAGUCUCCCAGCUCAUAUGAAUAACUUC